Strongylus vulgaris is the source of this 511-nucleotide messenger RNA. NCBI's taxonomy places the organism in Eukaryota, Metazoa, Nematoda, Chromadorea, Rhabditida, Strongylidae. The record is from the annotation of a GenBank genome assembly.
CAGUAUCUGCUGCUAUCAAUCGGAUGAGCCACAAGAAUAUGGAGGUGACUGCCGUGCCAAAUGGUAUUCCGCCACAUGAUGGCUACAAGAAAAAAGAGCUUAACAAUAAUCAUUUACCAAUGAAGAAACCGGUUGGAACCCCUCCUUCGAAUCUCUUCAAGAUGACUGCCGUGCCAAAUGGUAUUCCACCACAUGAUGGUUACAAGAAAAAAGAGCUUAACAAUAAUCACUUACCAAUGAAGAAACCGGUUGGAACCCCUCCUUCGAAUCUCUUCAAGGCCAAGAGUGAAGGAAGCCUGAACGAAGAAGUUGAAAAUAGUCCGCCAGUCAACUACGAUGAUAUGCCAAUCAAACCAGCCAAGGGCGGGCAAUACUAUGAUAUAGAAGAGGGUAGGUUUUUUCUCAAGCUAAAAAAACUUCCAGGCCUGUUAAUUGCUUUUUUCAUUAACAAAAUAUAUGGAUGUUUCAUCCGAAAUUUUCGCAUUUUCAAUUUUACCGUAGCUGGUUGAGU